UCGUUUCAAAAUGGCGUUUAUUUUGUAUUUGACGUUCGAGUCGUCGGCUUAAUUUGUUUUUUUCUUUAUGGUAAGUUUAUAUGUUGGUUAAAGGUAAAUAUAUAUAUUAAAUAUGAUGACCGAACAGCCACUAGUUACACCGGAAGUUUCGGGGACAUCCACAACUGAGGACAGAGACGACGUCUCGCAGAAUUUACAAGUUGUUAGAUUAAAACUAAAAAAACCCUCGACUCAGAAGAAAGUAAAAUGGUCGGAAGAAACUGUAGAUAAUGAAAAUCUGAACAAGAAAAAAUCCAAAUGUUGCUGUAUAUACGUGAAACCACUUGAAUUUGCAGAAAGUUCUUCUGACACGGAUGAUGAAUGCGAUCACUGCAGGGGGCACGUAGAGAUAAAACGCAAAGGUGAACCCAAGAAAGAAUUGCCUUCUGAUGAUCCAAACUCUGACAAGAGCGAAGAUGACAGUAUGGAUGGAAAAGACGACUUUGCCAAUAAUAUAUCAGUACAAAACGGAAAAAUUUAAAUAUAUUUAUUAUAAAAGAUAUAACGUUUUUGUAAUAAUGCACAUUGAUUUAUAGAUAACUUAGAAAACAUUUUAAUUGUUGGGUAAUAAACAAACAUGACAUUGUUUUGUUAAAAUUAUUUAUUUUUGUUUUUUAAUAUAUCUGUAUUUGAUUGUAUAUAAUAACUGUUUCUCUAUAAGUUAGAUGAUAAAAGUUGGCACACAAUUGUAAUCAGAAUGCAGUAAAUUAAAUAUAUUUACAGAA
Molecule: messenger RNA, 764 nt
Organism: Centruroides sculpturatus (bark scorpion)
Lineage: Eukaryota; Metazoa; Arthropoda; Arachnida; Scorpiones; Buthidae
Product: protein phosphatase 1 regulatory subunit 11-like
Exons: 3
Coding region: 113-520 (135 amino acids)
Cellular component (GO): nucleus
Molecular function (GO): protein phosphatase 1 binding; protein serine/threonine phosphatase inhibitor activity
Source: RefSeq, a predicted model, not a curated record